Molecule: messenger RNA, 1314 nt
Organism: Lottia gigantea (owl limpet)
Lineage: Eukaryota; Metazoa; Mollusca; Gastropoda; Lottiidae
Exons: 11
Cellular component (GO): Golgi apparatus; TRAPP complex
Molecular function (GO): protein binding
Source: RefSeq, a predicted model, not a curated record
GAUGAUCCAUUUACUGCUGGUUUAUGUAUGAGUGAUAGUGACAGACGGCAUGAUGCUUGGAUUCCAUCUGAUGCUACACGCCAUAUUUUAAUCAGUAUGACCAGUAGUGUACCAGGAACCUACAUGCCUGCUGUAGAACAACUCUGUUCACCUUCUGUACUGAGAAUUGACCCACAGGGAGACCCUGUACGUGAUUUAGUAUUGAAAUACAUGGGUGAACAAGAAGCAGUAAAGAGACAAGUUUUAACUGCAGAUUCUGUAUCCAGAGAUGAAAAUGGUUUGGCACAAUUAGUGGCUGCGGGCUGUUUGAGAGCUGGAGUAGAUUUAACUGGAUUUCUUUUAGCAGACGUAGGACAAGGUCAUGGUCAACAAGAGGCAGGAACCAUAACUCAACAUUCACCUAAAACCUUACAGCUAUGGUUUUGUCGUUUUGCUUUAUUAAUGAGAUUAAGAUUAUUUGAGAUAUUAGAUUCAGAAAUGAGAGCCUUCAAUUCAAUGGAUUCCCCAGAUUUAUAUUUUGAAUUCUACCCUCAACUUUAUCCUGGCAGGCGGGGCUCUAUGGUAUCAUUUGGUUUAAGAGUACUCCAUGCUGAAUUACCACACUAUCUCAAUAGACAUCAAGAAUCACUAGAUAAAUUAUACUAUGUUUUAGCUGUUACAUCUAAGAUUGUGAAGAAUUUAGAAAGUGGACUGUCAGAAGAUGGGGCUGGUAUAGAAUUAUCUCUAGAUAGCAGGAAAGCAUCUUUGAAAUUAUGGCAAGCCAGAGAAAUCCAAGUACAAUAUAAAAUAGCUUCAGUAUUACUGUCCAUGAAGGAUUAUGAAGCUUCUAUUAGUAUAUUUGAAAUGUUGAUGAAUAAAGAAUGUGAAAAUAGAAUAGCUUUGAUGAGUGGUAUAGGUAGAAUAUACUUACAGGUAGGUAAUUUAAAAGUGAGUGAAACAUGUACCCGUGGAAAUACUUUCAUUGCAAUGAAUUCUAUCAAUAAGGGAUUUCUUGCUAUGUGUGUAAAUAAUUUCUCAGAAGCUUAUGAACAUUUUAAAUCAGCUGUACAAUUGGAACCCAGUAAUACAUGUGCUGUAAACAAUAUGGCAGUGUGUUCUCUAUAUAUGUGCCGUUUAAAGGAUGCUUUGAAUACAUUAGAAGCUCUAGUUCACAACAAUCCUGGACAGAAUCUACAUGAAGGAGUGUUGUUUAAUCUAUGUACAUUAUAUGAACUGGAAUCAUCAAGAGCUCUACAUAAAAAACAAGCUGUAUUAGAUAUGGUGAAUAAACAUAAAGGAGAUGGCUUCCCAGUUGUUUGUCUAAAGAUGUCAUGA